This is a messenger RNA of Daldinia loculata, 1542 nucleotides long. Its product is annotated as D123-domain-containing protein. Gene Ontology annotation, cellular component: cytoplasm. Lineage: Eukaryota; Fungi; Ascomycota; Sordariomycetes; Xylariales; Hypoxylaceae. The transcript is spliced from 2 exons. The record is from RefSeq and is a predicted model, not a curated record. The coding region runs from base 212 to 1447 and encodes 411 amino acids.
CCCGCCAUAAGUAUGAGUCUAACAUGCAUUAGGUAGUAUGAGUCGUCGCAAAGCAACUGUCAAAUCAACCAUGAGCUUAAAGAUAUAAAUACUCAGGUACAUUUUAUUUAUAAUUGACAUCAUUUUCCUACUAAAAUUUCGUCCAUCUUCCAAAGUUUACAAAUCCAACCAAAGCAAUAUCUUCAAGGACUUUAUUUCAAAAACAUAAACUAUGCCUGCACCUACUACGGCACAUUCUUCCUCGGGAACUGCAAGCUCGGCGCUGCAGUUCCCACCCAUUACAAGAGAUCAUAUAAUCAACUGUUCGUAUGAUUCUUGGUUUUCCAAAUAUCGCAUGUCAUGCAUCAAAUCGCGUAUCAUACCCCUCUCAUCCGAAUUUAUAGAGUAUAUCCGCGAGGACGGUAUUAUCCUCGCCGAUGAUGACGGGGCUGGGCCAGAGGACGACGAAUGGGAAUCGGCACCCUCAAGCUUCCGGCCACCCGUUGAGGAAGUUGACUCCGACUCUGAUAGCGAUGAGGAUGAAGACGAGGAACCCAGAUUGCCACCGAAUCAGAGGUUUCCUGAGUUGCACCAAGUGAUCAAAGACAAGAUCGCAGAACUAGGCGGCGCGGUAGCACCGAAAUUGAAUUGGACCGCACCAAAAGAUGCGGCUUGGAUAUCACCCCACCAGAACACUAUCAAGUGUACAAGUCCUAACGACAUAUAUUUACUAUUGAAGAGUUCGAAUUUUAUCACUUACGACUUGGAGCACGCUUUUGACGACUGCACACCUACAAGCAAUACUUCUACGGGAAACACGCCAGCUUUCAAGCCUGUGCUCGUGCUACGCUCAUACUUCAAUCCUCACACAGCCAUGGAAUUCCGCUGUUUUGUGAAACAUAGGAACCUGAUAGCAAUCUCACAACGCGACUUACACUUCUACGAGUUCCUGAAGUCGUUACGACCCGACAUCGUUGGACGGAUCAGCCAGUUGUUCAACCACAAACUACGGUACACGUUUCCGGACGGCAACUUCACGUUCGAUGUGUACAUCCCAGAAGGCGAGGAUGAGCCACUAAGUAGGGCGCGACUUAUCGAUAUUAACGCCUGGGCUCCACACACAGACAGCCUACUCUUCGAUUGGAAGGAGUUAUUGGAUAUGGAGGUGCCUAGCCCAAUGCUUGGAGUAGUCGGGGGGACCGAAGAAGCAGAGGCAGAAGAUACGGACGAGACGUCGGGGGAUGACGACGAAGACGACUUCGUACCAGAGCUACGACUUAUCGAGAAGGAGGACCCUGCCGCGUUCAACUUCAGCUCGCCGCAGUACUCGGCGCACAAACUGCCGAAGGAUGUCGUAGACGCAAGCUUGGCCGGAGAGGGCGGCAUGCGGGAUUUCGCGCGAAAGUGGAGAGAGAUGACAGAGUACAGGGAGAAUAUUGCGAAUUGGGAGACGAACGAUAAAAAUUAGGUUACUUAAUGUAGUAAUAUCAAAUCUUGUAUAAGUACUCUUCUAUAGUUAAGGUGCCUUUGGUAAUAUGCUUUCAAUAGCAUUUACUGCUGGAU